CACUGCCAUCUUAACAGCCAAGUCGAUCGAAAGAGAACUCGACGGGUCGGUUUACGUGCAGUAACAUCAGCAUCCGCCAUUACGCUAGGGAGUUAGGACAAGUUAGAACGGAAUACUAGGCGAGAAAGUCUAGAGAUCGUCGUCGUAUUCAUCGUAGUUCCCUACUCACGUCAGAUAACCACAGUAACGGAGCAAGAAGAAAAAACUAUUUAGUGAUUUCACGCUGCUAUUUUGGAUACAAAUACUCGAUUGUGCGCGACAGGCACGCAUAACUGGAGAAUUCGGCACGAAUGGACACUAUCAGUAUCACGCCAAAAACGGAAAAAAUCGUCACGCUCGUCACUGAGCGAGGCGUAAUAUGUAGAAAUGUGCUGACUUCCAGUUCGCCGUCUCAACCUCUACGUCUCACGCCGACGGGAAAGAUCAGCCAUGCGAAGACGCGGGUCUAUACGCAGCGUUACAGGAGGGAGUGGGAACAGAUGUCGGAUUUCCAAGGAUGGUUGACUUCAGUUUCCAAUCAACCGACCCGUGCUUACUGCCUAUAUUGCAGAAAGAAUUUACACGCACAUCGUUUGUCGCUACUGAAACAUACGUGCACAAUGAAGCAUCAGCGCUCGGCCUUGACAUAUCAAUUGGAACAGAAACAGAUACAAAAGUCAGAUGCCGAUGCACCUGAAAUAGGACUUAUGGAAGAAGUUGAGACAUAUGAUUCUUCUCAAGCGGAGCUAGGUGAGGAUCAUGAUGACGAUAUCGAAUAUGUUGUUGAAAGAUUAGAUACGGACGAGGAUGACUCAAUGAAGAUAGAAGAUGCAAAGGAAAAAAUUGAAGUCAAUAUUGAACAGGAAGAAGAAGAAGAAGAAGAAGAAGAAAAGGAUAUGGAUAGUAGUGAUCAAUCCAAUGAGGAUUCUAUAUCUGUAAUAAAGAAGAUCAAAUUAUCCGAGGAAAAAUAUCAAGAUCCUUUAAUAAAGGCGAUGGCCCAUGUUCACAACGAAUAUCUUGAGGAAGAAGUCGAGGAUGAGGAGGACGUGCAGGUGGAGAUGGUGAUGGAAUCGACUAACAAUGAUAUAUCUGUUUUACCUGAAUUAGAGGAUAAUGUCCAGAAGACAUCAAAACCACGCGAAAAUAAAAAAACGGUAAUCAAAGCCACCAAGAAUGGAAAAGUUCUUCUGGAGAAUAGUAAAGAUAAUUUCGUAACUACAUCAUUACCGAUAUUGAGUACAGCUUAUCAGACAAAUAUCGCGACAAGCAUAACGCCGACUAAGAGUACGAUGAAUUAUGUGCCGAUUGCGCCGAAUCCGAAUACUCAAAAGACCAUCACUCUAAUGUGCGGUAAUAAAACUUUUACAUUAACUGGCGGUACAUUCCAACCGGGCACACAGUAUGUGCUGACCAAGCUUAAGGGAAACCCAACAGCAUUGAUGCUGACUGAUCAAAACAAAAUCAUAAACGAAUCAGAGAACAAAAUCCAAGUAAAGCCAGACUCCAACAUCGAUCAAUCAUUGAUUAUUCCUAGCACCAGCCAGCAGCCUGUUAAUCAACAAUCAGCUGAUACUAAAUUGUCGACUAAGAAGAUUAGCGGAAAAUCGCUAGGGAAACCAGCCAGAGAAACAUCGAGAAAAUUGCGAAUUUCUACGUAUGUUGUGGAUAAUGUCAAGGGAGUUCCAAUUAGUGGGUUACAAGUUAGCUUGUACAAACUAAUGGAUGGUAAAUGGACAUUCUUGAAUGAAAAUAGUACAAAUGUAGAGGGUCAUUGUGACGAUUUGAUGGAAAAGAUAAAAGGUACGAUCGGUCGUUAUAAGCUUCAUUUUGAUGUCGAUAAAUAUUUUACACUGAAAAGAAUAGAUACCAUGUUUCCGUUCAUCGAAAUUGUAUUUGAUGUGAAAAAACCAACAGCUCACUAUCACAUACCUCUUUUAUUAAGUCCAUUUGGUUACACAACCUAUCGUGGCACAGAGAGACAGACAGACAGACAGAGAGAGAGAGAGAGAGAGAGAGAGAGAGAGAGAAUUAAAUAAAUUAGUAUAUGUAUUGAAUAUGUGUUCAAAAUACAUAACAUGCAUAUAUCAUAUACAUAUACCAUAUACAUAGUGUAACUAAAAUAAUGUAACAAACUUCAGAGCCGUGCCCUUACAUUAGAAUAUAAAAAAAUUUAUAUGAACAUAUGUCCGCAAAUCCACUAUUACUGAGACAUAGCUCAAAAUGUUUAAAUAUUAUGUUCGCUAGCCGCCGAUCUAAAUCCUCCAGAUUUUUAUCUGCAGAGACUUUUGAAAUUCUUAGUUUAUGAAAUUUCAAUCGUCAAUGAAGAUAUGCUACGCCAACUCAUCUUUGAUGCUUGUAAUACCAUUCGCAAUUGCUUCGGGAUCUUUGAAAGAGUGCGACAAUCCAUGAUCCAAUGUGUCCAAGCGUGUAUUGAAUCAAAUGGAAGACACUUCAAACAUUUACUGUAAUUAAAAAUUGAACAUAAAUAAUAUUAAAUAAUAAUAACUAUUACUUUUUUAUU
Molecule: messenger RNA, 2500 nt
Organism: Trachymyrmex cornetzi
Lineage: Eukaryota; Metazoa; Arthropoda; Insecta; Hymenoptera; Formicidae
Product: histone H3.v1
Exons: 8
Coding region: 291-2015 (574 amino acids)
Biological process (GO): purine nucleobase metabolic process
Molecular function (GO): hydroxyisourate hydrolase activity
Source: RefSeq, a predicted model, not a curated record